AUGAUUACACCAGAACAUCAAAGAAGUUAUGAAAACCAUCAACUUAUCCUCGACCAUUUGGAUAACCAUCAAGUUCAAAAAACUCAAAAUGCGGAAGUUAACUCAUCUCAUUUUUACAAGAAAUCUAAUAUUUCAUCCACAUCGUCUCCUGAGUUACGAUGUAUACACCCCACUCACGAUUUCCGGGCUAUCUAUGAUAGCAAUCAGACUUAUGAAGAUAACUUCAGAGUUUCUUCUAGUGAAGUAAUUAUUGAUGAGAUGGGCCCUCCACCAACGCCUAUAAAAACUAUCAAAAUAGUUUCCAACGAAGAACCAACUAGUUCUAUUCCUGAUUUGGGUAAGUUUCAUGGUUUUUUAUAA
Molecule: messenger RNA, 360 nt
Organism: Clunio marinus
Lineage: Eukaryota; Metazoa; Arthropoda; Insecta; Diptera; Chironomidae
Source: the annotation of a GenBank genome assembly